CAAGCAUCCUCGAGCAUCACGGAGACCAGGCGCGAGGACACUCCGCGCGAGGACACUCCGAACAAGCAUUUUGAGGGAUACCUGCCGCUUCUCGCGGCAGAACAAACUCACCACAGUACCUGCUCUUCAGAUCGUUUUAGUUCUAUCCCAGCAUGCAGAUCCCUGGACAGGGGCGAGUCUCGUGGGUGCUGGUGGUGUUGGCCGUCAUGGCAUGGACCGGAGAGGCGCGUGUCAAACUCAACUCUAUCAGAACGGUCAUCCUACGGGAGUCGCACGUGCAGGCGUUCAACCGGAGCAUAGGAGACAGAGGAGACGAUAUGGUGUAUCCAUGUAUUAGUGAUUUGGAAUGCAGCGAGGGCAGUUAUUGCCACGCCCCCUCCCGGAGAAACCCUGCCCCACCUCGCUGUCUCACCUGCCGCAGGAAGAAGAGGCGUUGCCAUAGAGAUGGCAUGUGCUGCUCCGGCAACCACUGUAGCAACAAUGCGUGUGUUCCAGUGGUCGUGUCUCACAGCAUCCAGGAUCUGGGAUGGAGGAGAGGAGGGAGGAAGACUGGGAAGAGCCCCACCAAACCUUCCACCAAAGGUGGUCCGGGUUCCCCCUGCGUGAGGUCAGCUGACUGCAGCCUGGGGCACUGCUGUGCGCGGCACUUCUGGUCCCGUGUGUGUAAACCUCUGGUGCUGCUGGGACAGGUGUGCACACGCCAGCGCAGGAAGUUACAUCACAGCCUGGAGCUGUUCCAGCGCUGCGACUGUGGGGCGGGGCUUAGCUGCAGGCCGCUGGCACGCCACGCUCAACAGCUCACAGGCCACGCCCAACAGCUCACAGGCCACGCCCACCAGCUCACAGGCCACGCCCACCGUUCAUCGGCAUCAUCAUCCUCGUCUUCGUCGCUGCCGUCGCCAACGAAAGCUCGACUUCAUGUCUGCCAGAGAGAGUGAAGAGAGGAGAGGAGAGAAGGAGGGAAUAAAGUGAUCAUCCAGCCUGAUGGAGGAGGAUGAGGUUACAAUCCAACCUGAAGACUUCAAGACUGUGUGUGUGUGUAUCUCUGUGUGUGUAUCUGUGUGUGUGUGUUUCAAAAAU
Osmerus eperlanus (European smelt) is the source of this 1080-nucleotide messenger RNA. RefSeq names its product dickkopf-related protein 2-like. The coding region runs from base 153 to 938 and encodes 261 amino acids. The transcript is spliced from 4 exons. Gene Ontology annotation, molecular function: co-receptor binding; receptor antagonist activity. Gene Ontology annotation, biological process: negative regulation of canonical Wnt signaling pathway; multicellular organism development. Gene Ontology annotation, cellular component: extracellular region. The record is from RefSeq and is a predicted model, not a curated record. NCBI's taxonomy places the organism in Eukaryota, Metazoa, Chordata, Actinopteri, Osmeriformes, Osmeridae.